AUGGAUGUGCAGACGUGUCUUAUUGACUUGGCCUCCUAUGCGUACACUGACAACGAUAUUGAAUACCGUUGGAAAGAAACUGAUCCGGUGCAGCUGAAAGACGGUCUCAAUUCUUCACUACCCAGUUUUCAACUAAAUAAUGUCUCAACAACGUACUGCACCAGCAAAACGAAUACCGGCACCUACUCGUGCCUACGAACUGUGCUAGAGCUUAGGAGGCAGUUCAGUUACUACUUGUUACAACUAUACAUACCGUCGACUAUGUUGGUGAUAGUAUCAUGGGUUUCAUUUUGGUUGGACAGAACAGCGGUUCCUGCGAGAGUGACACUCGGGGUGACUACACUCCUCACAAUGACGACGCAGGCUUCCGGUAUAAACGCUAAGCUCCCACCGGUUUCCUAUACGAAAGCAAUCGACGUUUGGAUUGGCGCCUGUCUCACGUUUAUCUUUGGAGCACUACUUGAGUUCGCAUGGGUUACCUAUAUCUCCUCAAGGAAUUUCGCCAAAUCUGCCGCAACUACCCGGAAUGAGCCCCGAACAGGUUCUCUGAUUCUCGCAAACCAACAAGUGAUAAUUCCUCCAACCACGAUAGAUUUCCGGUCGAAUAAUUCGGAAACAGAAGUUUGGGUGAAGAGGCGAGAGUUCGACGACGCCGCUGAAUUGCUUGUACUCGGUAAUCGGAGGAAUCCCAACCGGUAA
Haemonchus placei is the source of this 699-nucleotide messenger RNA. The record is from the annotation of a GenBank genome assembly. NCBI's taxonomy places the organism in Eukaryota, Metazoa, Nematoda, Chromadorea, Rhabditida, Trichostrongylidae.